AUGGCUCGUUUCACAGUGCGUGUUAGUUUUGUGUUAAUUUUGAGUUGCUGGACGAUUUUGUUCUACCGCAUUUAUACCUUGGAACUGCAAGAACUAGAAAUUAGACUCGCAGCCAAAGUUGAGGCUAAAAUCGCCCAACUUGAAGCAAAGGUGACACAACUGGAGGCUCAACUCCAACUGAAUUUGACGCAACUUGAGGCCAAAAAUGUUCAACUGGAAGUCAAUAUCCAAGAGCAAGGAAUGAUCCUAACUUCCUUGUUACAAGCGGCCGAACUUCCAGUUUCUGCUACCGGAUCGACAUCCAUUUUACACGACAGUGAAUCUUCAUUGGAUGUGGGUCACUGCGCAGACCCCGGGUGUUAUUCACGAUUAAUCAACUACACCGCGUCCAUUGGACAGAUAAAAGCUUUGGCUGAACUAUCAACUGAAUGUCAUCAAUUCGUUAAAGUCAUACGAUUGCUACUACACCCCGUUCGAGUUAAAUGGCGUCGCCUAUGGUGGAACGACAGAGAAGGAAAUGCGCAAUACUUUUGGGCCGGAAAUAAAACGUACAGAAUUCACACCUGCCAGUGCGGAAUCGAUGGAAACUGUGUCGAUUCAGCGGUGAAAUGCAACUGUGACACGAUUUCACCAAUUCAAUUAGUCGACAGCGGUGUCAUCACUGACAAAAAUGUUCUGCCCGUCACCCGUUUGAAUUUCGGCAGAACUCAACUGGAAACCUCGUCCGGCGUCCACACGCUGAGUCGAUUCGAGUGUACGGGAACCGGAUCUUUCACUGGAUUAUUGCCAAAGUCCUGCCAGGAUCUGUGGCUGAUUGGUCACACCCCAAACGAAUUUUAUCCCAUCAAAGGUGCCAAAAUGAUGGAAUCGGUUUUCUGCGAUUUGACUGCCCUUUUACUGCCAUGGCACCGGGAGUCUAUCUGUACGACAACCAAAAUUACAACAUAUUUCUCACGGGUUUCAUGUUGAAGGAGGAAAUUGUCGCAUCACUUUGAGAAAUUUAUUUAUUUUCAAACAAAUAAAAAUAAUUUAACAAUUUUGGUUAUU
This is a messenger RNA of Daphnia pulicaria, 1047 nucleotides long. RefSeq names its product neurexin-4-like. The record is from RefSeq and is a predicted model, not a curated record. Lineage: Eukaryota; Metazoa; Arthropoda; Branchiopoda; Diplostraca; Daphniidae. Bases 1 to 969 code for a protein of 322 amino acids. The transcript is spliced from 5 exons.